Cladocopium goreaui is the source of this 3558-nucleotide messenger RNA. NCBI's taxonomy places the organism in Eukaryota, Dinophyceae, Suessiales, Symbiodiniaceae. The record is from the annotation of a GenBank genome assembly.
AUGACAUCCAAGGGUGGAGCACGCAGGUCAUUGGUGCCACCAGUGGACUUGGAUGCUUUGCGAAAAAAUUUUGAGACAGCUGUGGCCACCCAAGGUGCUGAUGCUUUUAAACUUGGUGACUAUCAGGAGAAAAGUGUAAGCACAGCUGUGAGCUCUGCAGGUUUGCACCACAAUGCAAAGUAUGUCAAGGAGUUCUACAAAAUCUCAGAAGGAGAAAUUCCCUCUGGGCAGUUGAAGCAGUGCAUCCUCAAAUAUGGGUACGCUCACAACGACAGUGAGCAGUGCCUGCAGGGAGCUACAGGGGCUGAAAGGCAAUCCAUUCUUGAAAUUGUGGAUUUGCCAGAUGCUUGCAAGAAAGCAGCCCCAGGUCCUGAGGAUGACCAGGCCUGCAAGAAGGCCAAAGCUGCCAAGGAGACUUCUUCUGCGAAAGCUGCAGAGGCUGGUGGCCAAGGAAGUUCCAGCUCUGCUUCUUUGAAAGAACCCGAGGAGCAGGCCUGCAAGAAGGCCAGAACUUUGAAACUACAAGUUUCAGAUGUUUCUGUGGACUCUCAUGGCUGGCCAGCCAUUCUCAAUUCUCCAAAGGCUGCAAAAGAAGAAGAAGAAGAAGUGAAAGAUUGCUUUUCCAGAAACAUGACAAUUCUGGAAAAAAUGGGGGCAAGCUGCAAGGAGCAGCUGGAUAAAGCUGCACAAGAGGCAGCCCAAGAGUUGGUUGAGAGCAGACCAGGGCUUGAAAGAAGGUCAGAAAUCCAAAAAAAGCCAGCCAGCAAAGAAUGCAAAAAAAAGCCAGCUUCGAAGAAAGCUUCCUUGCCCAAGGCAAAAAGCUUAAGGCUUGAAAGAAGGCCCACAGAGAAGCAAGGACCAAAAAAAGAAGCAGCACCACAGCCAGAACCAUUGGUGGCAGCAGAAGGGCCAAGGCCUGAAAGAAGGCCAUGGUCAGCAGUGAAAAAAGUCAUGGGCAAGGACCAAGCCUAUCUCAUGGGCCUUUUUGGAAGAGAUUGGAAGCUCAUCAUUGGCUGCACCAAAAGAAUGGGAAAGAUUUUCCCAGGUGGGCAUCACGCUGUGAUUUUGGAGCUGGAAAAGGUGGCCAUGGAGGCCGAGCUUAUGCUGGCUAUGUGCCCUGGGGUCAUGAAAAGGGGGCAGAGGAGACAGGAGGAGGAGGCUCCCAGAAGCACACAGGGCCGCCUCUUUGGCCCAAGCCCUGCAGAGGCAGCCAGGGAAGGCCUGCAAGAAGGCCAAAAAGGGAAAAGCAAAGGCAAAGCCAAGGCCAAAGAAAAGGGGUCAGGUGCAAGCAGCAGCAGGCCUGAAAGAAGGCCAGCUUUUGUCCCUGAGCAUCGACCAGGGGAGGAGGAUUGGGACCCUUUCAGGCAAGAAGCCAGGGGCAAUAGGGGAAGGGAAGCGAGAAAGGCUUUGAGGGCCAGAGACCCUGAAGUCCAAGCCGGGAAAGAGAAGGGCCUGAAAGAAGGCUUUAAGGAAGACAAGGUUCAGCCUUUGCAUGAAGGGAGCAGGAAAUGGAGGAUGAUCAAGGAGAGGGAGAAGGAGGUGAAGGAGGAGGAGGAGCAACUAAUGCUUGAAAGAAAGCAGUUGCUGGAAGAGAAGGCAGCCUUCUUGGAAGAGAAGGCUGCAUGGCUUAGCAAGCAGGAGAUGAGCCCCAGCCCUGCCAGAGGGGUUGUCCUGCAGGAAGGGCCAGGGGCCAGGCCUGAAAGAAGGCCAAAAAGGAAGGACAGCAGCAGCAGCAGGCCUGAAAGAAGGCCAAAAAGGAAGGACAGCAGCAGCAGCAGGCCUGAAAGAAGGCCUAAACAAAAAGCCGGCAGAUCCUCCUCCUCUUCUUAUUCAUAUGAAUACAGUGAAGAGGAGGAGGUAUUUGUGGAGGAGAAGCAGCCAGACUGGCAGGAGGAGGAGGAGGGGGAGAAAGAGGAAAAGGAGGAGGAGGAGCAGCCAAAGAAAAAGGACCCCAAGGACAAGGAAAAGAAAGCUGCAAAGGAGGAGGAGGAGCGAAAGGAGAAAAAGGUUUCCAAGGAAAAGGAAGCUGCAAAGAAGGAGAAGAAGCCCCAAAAGGAAGAGAAGCCCAAGGAGAAGGAGAAGGAAGAUGACAAGGAUAUGGAGGAGGGGAAAACAGCCAAGAAGCGAAAGGAAAGGAAGAAAGUGGUCAAGGAGGAGGAGGAGGAGGGGCAGGAGGAGAAGCAGCAAGAAGGCCUGCAAGAAGGCCAAGUAGGAGCUUCUGAGCCCGAAGCAACUCAGGAAGAAGCAACCCAGGGGGCAACUGCUGAGGAGCAGCAAGAGGGCCUGCAAGAAGGCCACCAACCAGAUGCUUCUGAAGAAGGGAAACCAGCUGCUGAGGCUGAGAUAGAGGAAGCAGCAAAGAUGCUUCCAGACAGUGUAGCAAAGGCAGCCCAGGCAAGCCUGAAAGAAGGCUCUGAGGCUGGUGCCACUUUGACUUCUUCCAGGCUCAAACUUCACGAAAAAACACAGGCAGCCAUCCAAGGCCUGAAAGAAGGCCACCUGUCAGAGGCUGCAUUCUGGCAGGAAAUCUCCAACAAAGACAGAGCUGCCUUGUGGAAAAAAUAUGAAGGAGCCAGGAACAAAGACCCUGAAGCCAAAGCAGCUUGGCUCCAGAUGGGUGGCCCAGGUGUUCUGGAUCAGAAGAAGCAACUGCUUCUGCACUUCCUGAAGACUGGUCAGGCCCAGGAAGGGGGCUUGAAAAAAAGCCAAGAAGUCGCCAACUCCAAGAAGGAGAAAGAAUGGUUUGAGUGGGUCCCCUGGAAGCAGAUCCUUGACUGGUAUGGGGAAGAGGAGGCCCUGGCCAGGGUAGAGAGUGGUUUAAUAGCAGUGAAAAAGGUGGGAAAGAAAUUCUAUGAAUUUCUCCUGGUGAAGAUCAGGACCGAGCUCACACUGGAGCAAAAAAAAAGGAUUGCUGAACUGAAGGCCUGCAAGAAGGCCUUAGCAGCAGCAAGAACAAAACAGGAAUGGGAUGACCUUUGGCUUGAAAAAAAGCCACAGAAAGGCUUCCAGGUUGAAGAUGCUUUGUCAGAACCUUCUGAAACUUCUUCUGAACAUGAGGACGAAAGUUCAGCAGAGCAACAUAAUCCUGCAGCAAGUUUCCUGCAAGGCCUGAAAAAAGGCCAGGCUAUGGUCUCUCAGAAAAAAGAAAAAAGAAAUGAUGACAAGCAGAAGCACCUCGUAAAGGAAGAGAAAGUCAAGGAGGAGGACAGCAGAGCUUGCAAGAAAGCUCAGGCAGAGAAGACUAAGAUUGCCAAAAAAAAGGAAGCAGACAAAAAAUGGCACACAAAGUUAGAGGAAGCCACACAAGUGGGUGAAAACGAAAAGGACAGUAAGGUCAAGAAGAUGCUGGCCUUGGUCAGCAAAGGAGUGGCUGAUUUGAAGAAGGCUUGCAAGAAAGCCAAAGAUGCCAGCUGGGGUGCAGAUGUCCUGCAAGCUCUCAUCAAAUCUAGAGACAGCUUGGAAGAUUUGGCAACAGAUGGUGAGCUGGAAGGCAUCAAGAACCACUUGCUGGAAGCAGCAUCAGCUCUGAAGGCUUUCAAGAAAUUGCUCACUGCCUAG